Messenger RNA from Quercus lobata, 682 nucleotides. Its product is annotated as zinc finger protein 6-like. NCBI's taxonomy places the organism in Eukaryota, Viridiplantae, Streptophyta, Magnoliopsida, Fagales, Fagaceae. The transcript has a single exon. Gene Ontology annotation, cellular component: nucleus. Gene Ontology annotation, biological process: gibberellic acid mediated signaling pathway; trichome differentiation; trichome morphogenesis. The record is from RefSeq and is a predicted model, not a curated record. Bases 50 to 619 code for a protein of 189 amino acids. Gene Ontology annotation, molecular function: DNA-binding transcription factor activity; transcription cis-regulatory region binding.
UUAACUCAUACCAAAAACUGCCACAAGGGUUUUUUCUAGAACAACUAGCAUGAGUGCUUUAGAUAAUGCUAACCCAUAUGGGUCUGAGUCUGACUCUGAGUCAGACAAAAAACCAAGAAGCUCCUCUGUGUUAAAGCUAUUUGGGUUUCCUGUAACGGGCUGUGACGAUGUGCCCGCAACAGAACCAUGUGAUAGCAAGAAUAAGAGAGCUUUUGAGUGCCAGUAUUGUCACCGAGAGUUCUCAAAUUCUCAAGCACUUGGUGGCCAUCAAAACGCGCAUAAGAGAGAACGUGAACGAGCCAAGCGGGCCCAAUUUCCAAAUGAUCAUGAUCAUCAUCAGCGGUUUGUAGCUGUUCCAAUUAUCGUUGCCCAUGCAGGAAGAUCAGGACCGUUCGUUUCCUCAAGUAGUUGUGGGUCACCAAGCUUUGUUGGACCUGUUGGUGUGGCUCGGUUCCCAGCAGUGAACCCUUAUCAUAUGUACGUUGGACGGCCGCGUGAGCUUCCUGUUGUGGGCCCAGCUGAUCUGGGCCGUAGGAAAGCCUUGUCAAUGACAGAAGAAGUGAAAGGAGGAGAUGAACUUGAUCUCCACUUAAGAUUGGCACCCUCCAACACCAUGUGAUAUUUAUUAUCUCGAUUAUGUUUUAAUUAAUUAAGCAAGGUCUUUCUUUGUUCAGCCCAAAAA